Molecule: messenger RNA, 912 nt
Organism: Hyaloscypha bicolor E
Lineage: Eukaryota; Fungi; Ascomycota; Leotiomycetes; Helotiales; Hyaloscyphaceae
Product: carbohydrate esterase family 8 protein
Exons: 5
Biological process (GO): cell wall modification
Molecular function (GO): pectinesterase activity
Source: RefSeq, a predicted model, not a curated record
CUCGACGCAGCUGCACUGCAUGUCGGGGCUGAUAAGUUAUACCCUACACUCACAGCGGCGUACAAUACAGCUGUUCCUAGCGAUAUUUUUUAUGUCUUCCCCGGGACCUACAAUGAGCAGAUUGUGAUCGCCAUAGACAACAUCACGUUCCAAGGCUCCUCGCAUCCUAGUCUAAAUACUGCUGAAAAUAAUGCAACAAUCACGAACGCAGUCACUGCAAGCGACGGAGGCAAUGAUGCAAGCUCAACGCUUCUCGUCACAGCAUCCAAUUUCAAAUUAUACAACAUAAACGUUGAAAACACAGGCGGACAAGACAACCACGCCGCCGUACUUUCCUCCCUUGGGUCGAACAACGGCUUCUACGCUUGCAGCUUCAAGAGUUGGCAGAACACGGUGUACGCGCAUAAGGAAAGCGAGUUCUUCUCAAGGUGUUAUAUUGAAGGUGCCGUGGACUCCGUGGUUGGGAUUACGGGACAGGCGUGGCUUCAGGGAUGUACGCUGGCGGCGUUGAGGGCGAAGGGGUGGAUUACGGCGCAGGGAUGGGCGAGCAGUGAUUCGACGGGAUUAUUUAACGAAAGGGAGCACGUACAGUACCUAGGGAGGUCAUGGGGAGACUAUGUCCGCGCCGUUUUCCAGAACAGUGAUCUGGGGGGUAUCACUGCUGCUGCUGGAUGGGAUAGCAUGACCGACGAUCAAGUCACAACGAAUGUCCUGUUUGAGGAGUACAACAACAAGAACGGUGCAGGUGCCAGGGUCUCACGGGCAAAAAAAUUAACAGCCCCACAGUUGAUCUCCUCGAUUCUGUGCUCAACGUCUUUGAAUUAGGUGGAUGCUAAGUAUGUGGACUUGGGUGCUGCUUGAUUUUGGUGAGGUUUGGGUGGGGGCGUGAGCGAGCCCCUUUUCACCUCGCUC